Colletotrichum orchidophilum is the source of this 963-nucleotide messenger RNA. RefSeq lists its product as uncharacterized. The record is from RefSeq and is a predicted model, not a curated record. Bases 1 to 963 code for a protein of 320 amino acids. NCBI's taxonomy places the organism in Eukaryota, Fungi, Ascomycota, Sordariomycetes, Glomerellales, Glomerellaceae. The transcript has a single exon.
AUGGACGGCUUCACUACCAAAGGAGGCAACCGCUCUCCUUUGCAUCAGAAGCUUGCCUUUUUAGCAUUGACCAAUACAAUCGAUCAGUGGAACUCCGAGUAUCCCCGGCUCGCGAGUCAGCUGCUGGACGACAAAGAUCAGCAUCUCUUAUCCGAAUGCUAUGCCGCUCACUUAAUGCCCACUGCGCCUUCCCUGUGGUGGAACGGCAAUAACGCCAGCAUAGCCACUUGUCUAAUCCUACCAGAGGCAUAUCCCUCGCUCAAUCAUGGCUCUUGGAAAGGAAGCAAGAUCAAGGCUAGCGACAUCCUCAGAACCUGGCGCGAAGACGCCGCCCGUCUGUAUCCAUUCAGCGAGAUCGACGACGAUGACCAUGAGAACACUUCCAUUGAAGAUAUGGCGCAAGACCCAGGCCAAGAAUCAGAAAACGUCAUCAGUUUUUCCCGAAGCCUAGAACAGUGUAGAGUCAAUGACCAGAACGACUUUGACGAGUACAACAGAGAUGUCACUUACAUUGCAGAGAGUCCCGCUUCAAACAAGAAAAGAAAGGCGGACAGUUCAUUGAGCCAGGUUGCCACCCCGAAAAGAGCCAAGCAAAAUCGAUCUAUUUACGACGAUGAAAGCUCUGACGACGAGAUCCUUGUGCGCCGCCAACGACCACAUGCGAGAGCAAACGUUCGACCACGACGACCCGCUGCUCUGAUCAUUACGCCUCCUCACGUCGGCGAAUCUACACCCACGAUCUUGAUCGACUCGGAUAGUGACGAUGAGGAGCCCGUUGCACCAGGAAGACGCCAAGGACGUGGUGAACGCAAAGAAUCGAUCGAGCCCGUCAUGGUAAAUCCAUCGCGACUCAGUCUCACGCCGAUUUGCACCGUAACAGCUAUCGAGCCAGUCGAAGCACUACAGGAAAAGCACAGCUGCAUCGCGACUCUUGACUCUCGACUUUGUCGACAAAUCCCGUGA